This is a messenger RNA of Anthostomella pinea, 4074 nucleotides long. The record is from the annotation of a GenBank genome assembly. NCBI's taxonomy places the organism in Eukaryota, Fungi, Ascomycota, Sordariomycetes, Xylariales, Xylariaceae.
AUGGCGAACGUCGCGAACCCUAACGCCGCGACCAUCACCCAGCUCCUGAACAAACUGAGCGACCCGGAUCCCGACUUCCGGUUUAUGUCCUUGAAUGAUCUUCACCAGAUCCUAACGAGGCCCAAGCUCGAGUUCCUCGCCCACGACUACAACACUUCAUCCCGUACCGUCGAUGCUGUCAUUAAGGCCCUGGACGACCAGAAUGGAGAGGUGCAGAACUUGGCCGUCAAGUGCAUUGGCCCCAUGGUCUCCAAGAUCCCGAUCACGGUUGUCUCGCCUACACUGGAGAAACUCACUAUGAUUGAAAUCCAGAACUCGGUAGACAACUCCCUGCCCUCUUUGGCCCUCCGAAAUGCCAUAUCCUCACUGCAAAAGCCCGUCCGGGGCAUUGCGCCGACACGAGAAGUCAUCGACACAUAUAAUGUCAUCAGUCGAGUGCUUAUCCCACGUAUCCUCGGUUAUUCGAUACCAGCCAACGCCCAUAAGCAGGCACGCGGCGACCCAAAUGGCCUUUUGGACAAGGCGGACCCCAGCCCCGAAGCUGUUGACGUGCUGAUCGAGGUUGUUCGCUGCUUCGGCCCUCUGUUGCAGCCGCUGGAGAUCGAGAAGCUGCAGGAUGUGGUUGUACAAGUCUUGGAGCGACCGAGCACCCCAUCACCAGUCAAGAAGAGAGCAGUUGUUGCUUUGGCGAUCUUGGCUCCGUACCUGACAGACGAGGUGCUCAGUGGGUUUGUCAACAGAAUCAAAAAGGCCAUGCAGCAGCCAAAGCUCACACCAGUCAUGCAUCGCCUCUACAUCACCAUCAUGGGGUCUCUUGCCAGGGCCAUUCCCCAUAAGUUUGGCGUGCACCUACCUGACCUUGUUCCCUUCGUCUUUGCGACACUUGGCCAGGAAGAGUUACAGAAGCAGUUGGAUGCUGUUAGUGAAGGCGACGAUCACAACACCGAGUUCAAUGAGGUACGAGAAGUCGCCUUGGUCGCCCUUGAUUCGUUUGUCGCCUCCUGCGGCGUUCAGAUGCGCCAAUUCACCGACGAGACCAUUUCGGCUUGCUUGAGAUAUCUCAAGUUCGAUCCCAAUUACGCAGUUGACGACGAUGAAGACAUGGAAGUAGAUGAAGACGCGGAUGAGGACGACGAGCUGGAUGAUGAUGAUGAAUAUGAAGAUGAUGGCGGCUUCGAUGACGACGAUGAUGAUGCGAGCUGGAAGGUUCGAAGAUGUGCUGCGAAGACGCUCUACACCCUCAUCUCGACCCGCAGCAGCGACCUGCUUGACAAGGGAACCCUUUACAACGAAGUGGCUUUACCCUUGGUCAAGCGAUUUGAUGAACGGGAAGAGAGUGUUCGCCUGGAAGUCAUCGCUACGAUGGCUCUACUGAUUCGCAAGACGGGCGAAGGCGUCAUACGCUCGGUCUCCUUGGAUGAUGAGCUACUGCAAUCUCUUGGGGGGAGUAGAAAACGCCGCAGACAGAGCAGCGGUGGAUUUACACUAACCCACAAAGCUCCAUUCCAGGCAGCAACUGGCCUCACUUCGCCGACGCAGGAGUCGCUGCCUUCGACUGGACCCCGAGCAGAUCUUUCCAAGCUGACCCCCCAGAUCGCCAAGACUGCGACAAAGCUCCUGAAAGGGAAGCAAAUUGCCACCAAGCAAGCCAUUAUCAACCUCUUGGACGAUCUGAUCUCGGUUCAGAACGGUGGCCUGUCUGAAUACUUCGACCAGGUCAUGCAGCCCAUAAUCGAUGUCACCAAGGGAAUGACCGGCACCGCCGGGUCGACGUCGACUGCUCUCUCUGGCGGUGCUGCUUCGGCAACCGCCACUACCCUCCGCGUGGCGGUGCUUCACUUCACCAGUGACAUAGCGAAGACACACUCGUCUAGCCUGUUCCAGCCGUACCUGUCAAGCAUUGUUACUGGAGUCGUCUCUGCUGUACAGGACAGAUUCUACAAGAUCUCCAGCGAGGCCAUCAAGACAGCGGAGGAGCUUGUCAAAGCCAUCACGCCACCACGCGCUCGACUCACGACUCAGAAGUAUAAGCCUGAACUGCUCAAGCUAUACGAGAUCAUGAUUGAUCGUGCGUCGGCGAAUGAUGCCGACACGGAGGUGCGCCAGAAAGCCAUCCAGGCGCUUGGCACACUGAUUGCCAGGACCUCGACUCCCGACGGGCUUGCCUUGUUGCCGGCUGAGAAGCGCCAGGCUGGUUUGGACCUGCUCCUGGAUCGUCUGCGUAACGAGACCACCCGACUCCAUGCCGUGCGAGCUAUCGACAGUGUUGCACUGCUUUCUUCCGUCCCUGAUAGCCUCGACAGCGCCUGGGUUCAGCCGGUUGCCGUGGAGCUGUGCGGACAGCUUCGUAAGGCUAAUCGCGCGCUUCGGGGUGCCAGCAUUCAGGCCCUCCACCACCUUAUCACAUGUCCAGCGACGAAGGGACAACUACAAACAGACGUGAUCAACGGGAUUGUGGCAGCUAUUCUGCCCGUUGUUGCUGCUAGUGACAGCCAACUCCUGAGUCCUGCUCUGCUCAUUAUCGCCCAACUGCAGCUCGAGAACCCCAAGUUGACCCUGACGCCGAGUUUCAUUGAGGCCAUUUGCGACUUACUCAAGAAGAGCAUUGCUGGCAUCGCACUGGAGUCCCUAAUCACACUUGUGACCAACGUCGGCCAAAGCGGCGAGGGUGAAUCUCUCAUGGGGGGAGUCUUGCAGGUUGGCGUAGGCGGCGAUCCGUCAGUCGUCGGCAAGGUCGCUGGUGCCUUGUUUGUUGCUAGCGGUAGUCAGUCUGGCGUGGACGUCAACAGUUUCGUCAAUGAACUCAAUGCGUCGAGCAGGCUAUCACCACCAGACACAUCCCGGCAAAGCCUGGCACUCGCGAUCCUUGGCGAGAUUGGCCUCCGACUCGGCACCAAAUCCCCGCUCAAGCCCGACAUUUUCUUGAAGCAAUUUCACGACGAACCCGACAAAGUUUCGGUAUCCGCUGCGGUGGCCCUAGGGCGUGCGGGUGCAGGCAACAUUCCCGUGUUCCUCCCAGUCAUCCUGGAUGCUAUCGUGGGAUCUGGCAGUCAGCAGUAUCUUCUUUUGCAGUCGAUCCGAGAGAUCCUCCACCAAGUCGUCUCUUCGUCGACUGACAUCAGCGCGUACGAGGGCGUGAUAUGGGAGCUCCUCUUUUCGGCUUCUCAAGCUGAAGAUAACAAGGCUAUCUGUGCCGAGUGCAUCGGCCGAUUGGCUAUACUGAAGCCGAAGACCUAUAUCCCUAAGCUUCAGGAACUUCUCAAGAGCCCUGUUGAGAGAUACAGAGCCGUGGCUGUCCAAGCCCUCAGAUAUACACUACCAGACAGUGAUGAAGCGUUCGAUGCAGAACUGAAGACAGUCUUAUUUGACAUGAUAUUGACGGUAUUGAAGGACAGCAAGUUGGAGAUUCGUCGCUUGGGCAUGACAACGUUAAAUUCGGCCACCCACAACAAGCCUGAGCUAGUUCUGCCGCAUCUUGGCCAGCUGACGCCCUACAUCAUGACGGAAUCCAUUAUCAAGCCGGAGCUUAUUCGCGAGGUUCAAAUGGGCCCUUUCAAGCACACUGUCGACGACGGGCUAGAAGUCCGCAAGAGUGCAUAUGAGACUUUGUAUGCUCUGAUGGAGACGGCAUUCUCUCGCAUUAGCACCCUUGAGUUCUACGACCGCAUUGUAGCUGGUCUCGGUGACGACAAUGACAUUCGAUCCUUGUGCAAUCUCAUGCUCAGCAAGUUGAUUGUCAUCGACCCUGAGGAGACAACACGCCGCCUUGACACCAUCGCCGAAUGCUACAGAAGGACUUUAUCAACAAAACUUAAGGAGAAUGCUGUGAAGCAAGAGGUGGAGAAGCAAGAGGAAGCCAACAAGGGUGUUUUGCGUGUUUCUCUGCUCCUGGCUGACAAGACCAAGACUACGCUCCCUGGACCAAGCAAUGCGCCGGGAGCCGCCGGUGCCCAGGCCCAGGCUCAGCAAGCAGUACAGAAUCCUGGAUGGCAGGCGUACUGGGAAUGGAUCAACAAGGACUUCGAACGUCAGCUCAAGAGUAUACGGGAGGAAAGCAAAGAGGCCAACUCAUAG